AUGGCAGCUCAGCCUCCGGAGUUGGCCCUGGACCUUGUGCGGCUGACCUCCGAUCCCCCAGCGCCAACCGAGCCCUGGUUUUUACACUCCUCUGACCUUCCUCCCGCAUCACCCCAUGUGCUCACCACCCCUGCAGACCCGGGGAGCUUUCAUUUCCUGGGUUCCUCCGCUGCAGCCCAGAUGGUGGCUUCCCCUCAGGAGUUGACUGAGCCUUUGGUUCCUUUCCCGGAUGCCGCUGGAGAGCUCCCCCCAGGACCAGAUCAGUUUGCUGCUGGACUUCAGGAUCCUAAGGACAAGCAGGAGGACCUGGCUCAGCCCUCACAGCGCCCUGAGGAGGAUGAAGCUUCCCCACUCCAGCUGGAGGACCUGGCUCAGCCCUCAGAGCCGCCUGAGGAGGUUCAACCUACUUCAAUUCAGCAGGAGUCCCAAGCUCAGCCUGCACAGCCUCCUGAAGAGGUUGAAUCUUCUUUCGUCCAGCAAAAGGCACCAACUCAAGCCCCCGAGUUCCCUACCAUUCCAGUAAGUAAUGACAUUGUACCUGGACUUGCAGGAUUGUUUCAAGCUUAUGAGUCAAACCUGCCCAAUGUCACACUUAACUCCGUGGAUGUGGAACUUACUGUAACUCCAGAGCCUACUAAGGACGUUGAAUCUUCCACAGUCCAGCAGGAGGCUCCACCUCAGCCUCCAGAGCCUUUUGGACCUCAACCUUCUCCAACCCAGGAGGAAGCCUCAGCUCCGCCUCCAGAGCCCCCUAAUGAGGCAGAAUCUUCUCCAACCCAGCAGGAGACCCCAGCUCAGUUUCCAAGGGAGGUAGAACCUUCGGCAACCCUGCAGGAACAACCAGCUCAACCUCCAGAGCAUGAUGAACUGAGAGUUUCAACUCCAGCUCAGCCUCCAGAAUCCUCCCCGGGUGUCCUAGAUCAACCUUCAGUGCAUCCUGAGGUGACAGUCUCCCCUCUAGGUUCAGGUGCAGCUCAUCAUCCAAUAUCGCCUCCUGUCACAAUGAAAUCUAUGGAUCUGUGGUUUUCCCUAACUCCCCCCGAGCCCAAUGAAGAGAUGAAAACUCCUGGCCAGCAGGAGGCCCCUUCACAGGCCCCUGAGAAGACAAAAUCAUCUCCAGGCCAGCAGGGGGCCCCAGAUCUACCUCCAGAACCCCUUAAGGAGGCAGAACCUUCUCUGACACAACAGGGGGUCCAGGCUCAGCCUUCCGAGGCCCCACAACAGUCUCCAGAACCACCUAAGAAGGUUGUAGUACAACCUCCAUUGUAUCAGGAGGUGACAGUUCCAACUCAAGGUGAGGGCGAGUAUCAGCCUCCAAUGUCACCCAGCGUCACAGUUCCCCCUUCGGACCUGGGCCUUGCCGUAACUGGAGAACCUACCACGGAGGCUAAGUCUUCUGCAGCCCUGGCCAAGACUACAGCUCCUUCUCCUAGGCACCUGGAGGUGACACUUCCACAUCCAGAGCAGGUUCAGAGCCAGCAUCCAAACCUGACUGAAGUCACAGUUCAACCUGUGGACCUGGAAGUUACCGUCACUCGCGAACCAGAGUCAUCUGAGACACUUCCUGCAACAACUGAGCAGAGUGCUUCCAGAAACAUGAACAUCUGUAAGCUGUGUACGUGCACAAAUGGGACGCUGUCGUGCACAGGUCUCAGCCCAGAGCAGCGGCUCCACAGAGUGCCUGAGCUCAAGUCCCACAGCUACAACGGCACCUUGACCAUCGUAAAUUUCCAAGGAAACUCUAUUUCUUACAUUGAUGAAGGUAUAUGGAAGUCAUACCGCUGGGUUGAGACGCUAAUUCUCAGCGAAAAUAAUUUGAGUGAAUUACAUAAGGAUUCAUUUGAAGGCCUCCUAUCCCUCCAGUAUUUAGAUUUGUCCUGCAAUAGACUAGAAUCUAUUGAAAGACGUACAUUUGAACCGCUACCUUUUCUGCAGUACAUAAAUCUUGGGUGCAAUUCAAUCACAGAACUGAGCUUUGGAACGUUUCAGGCCUGGCAUGGAAUGCAGUUUUUACACAAGGUCAUUCUCGAUCGUAAUCCUCUGACAGCUGUUGAAGAUUUGUAUCUUUUAAAAUUGCCAGCACUGAGAUAUUUAGACGUGGGGAGAACGCAAGUAUCGCUUGCAACAAUUGAGAGCGUCCUCAUGAUGACCCUUGAACUGGAAAAACUGAUCUUACCCAGUCGUACGACCUGCUGCCUCUGCCAAUUUAAAAGUGAUAUUGAGGUCGUCUGUAAGACAAUAAAACUGCAUUGUGACACUGAAUGUCUGACAGACAUCACAUAUUGUGAUGAAGAAGUAUCUGUAGGGAAUGCAGAAGGAUCGUUCAUGAAGGUAUUACAAGCCCGGAAGAAGAAAACAAGCACUGAGCUGACUAUUGAGCCAGAGCAGCCAUCCUCCGAAGAAGAUGGCGUCAAUUUGUCAGCCUUCCCGGGUGAUCAAUUUGAAAAUCAGCUGAACCAGCAGCUACAGUCCCUCAUCCCCAACAAUGAUGUGAGAAAGCUCAUUGCUCAUGUUAUCCGGACUUUGAAAAUGGACUGCUCUGAGGUCAGCGUGCAGCUGCCCUGUGCCAGGCUCAUCUCCAGAACAGGCCUCCUGAUGAAGCUUCUCAGUGAACAGCAAGAAGUAAAGGUGUCCAAGGUAGAGUGGGAUACGGAUCGAUGGAAAAAUGAGAACUACAUCAACGAGAGCACAGAAGCCCAGAGUGAACAGAAAGGGCAGCAGCCACGAGAGCGCACAAAAGAAGUUCCAGGAUACAGCUAUCACAACAAACUCAUCUUGGCAAUAUCUGUGACUGUAGUAGUGAUGAUUUUGAUUAUGAUUUUCUGUCUCAUUGAGAUUCAUUCUCAUAGAAGAACAUCAGAGGAAGGUAAAGAAGGAAGCUCAAGGGGCUUCUUUUGGUUUCUGCCGCGUAAGAAAUGCCCAUCGGAACAGGAGAGUCAGGUAAAUGUGAGGAGGAUAAAGUGCCGUGGCAGGAGAAAGCAGGGGAGACGCACAAUUGAGAUUUCCCUGUCUGUUUUCUAG
This is a messenger RNA of Rhinolophus ferrumequinum (greater horseshoe bat), 3021 nucleotides long. RefSeq names its product leucine-rich repeat-containing protein 37B. The record is from RefSeq and is a predicted model, not a curated record. Gene Ontology annotation, molecular function: protein binding. The transcript has 14 exons. NCBI's taxonomy places the organism in Eukaryota, Metazoa, Chordata, Mammalia, Chiroptera, Rhinolophidae. The coding region runs from base 1 to 3021 and encodes 1006 amino acids.